Nannospalax galili (Upper Galilee mountains blind mole rat) is the source of this 747-nucleotide messenger RNA. Its product is annotated as GDP-fucose protein O-fucosyltransferase 1-like. Gene Ontology annotation, cellular component: endoplasmic reticulum. The annotation marks the transcript as partial. Gene Ontology annotation, molecular function: peptide-O-fucosyltransferase activity. Gene Ontology annotation, biological process: Notch signaling pathway; protein O-linked glycosylation via fucose; regulation of Notch signaling pathway. The transcript has 5 exons. The record is from RefSeq and is a predicted model, not a curated record. Lineage: Eukaryota; Metazoa; Chordata; Mammalia; Rodentia; Spalacidae.
CUAGAGCGGCCCGGGGCGGUGCGCGAGUGGCGCACGGGGAGUGCCGGGAGCGGGGCGGCCGCUGGCGCUCCUCCCUUCCUCGUCCCUUCCUCCCUCCCUCCCUCCCGCCCGAGGCGAGCUCCGGCCUUUGCCGCCGAAGUGGGCGCUGCCGCGUGGGCACGGCCGCCCGUGCCUCUGUGGGCGUCUCUCCUGCUGCUGUUCUUGCUGCUCCGGGGGUCGUCGGUGGGCUCCUGGGACCUGGCGGGUUACCUGCUCUACUGUCCCUGCGUGGGACACUUUGGGAACCAGGCUGAUCACUUCUUGGGCUCCCCGGCAUUCGCAAAGCUGUUGAACCGUACCUUGGCAGUACCUCCAUGGAUUGAAUACCAGCAUCACAAGCCUCCUUUCACCAAUCUCCAUGUGUCCUACCAGAAGUACUUCAAGCUAGAGCCUCUCCAGGCCUACCAUCGGGUUGUCAGUCUGGAGGACUUCAUGGAGAAGUUGGCACCCAUUCACUGGCCCCCUGAGAAGCGGGUGGCAUACUGCUUUGAGGUGGCAGCCCAGCGAAGCCCUGAUAAGAAGACAUGCCCAAUGAAGGAAGGAAAUCCCUUUGGGCCAUUCUGGGACCAGUUUCAUAUGAGUUUCAAUAAGUCAGAGCUGUUCACAGGCAUUUCCUUCAGUGCCUCCUACAAAGAACAAUGGAUCCAGAGGCGUGAGAAUCACUCCUCUUUUGUCUUCCUCUUCACAAGGUGAAAAUUGGAAGCAGUG